GUCGUAUGUCUCUGAGGACGUUACACGGCCAAAAUGUGUGACAUGCUUUCUUAAGCGAAAAAUACCUCAAGUCGUAGGGGAAAUCGCUGGUCUUCGCCCUGUGGUCCCUCUAUUGACGUAAGCCGUAAGCGCCACUGGCCAGUUGGAAAAUGGCUGUUGGUCGAUCGUACUCGUAGUGUUGCGUGCACAUCCGAAGCCCUAUCGCUAAAAUUGCGCGGCCUACAGCCCGGGAUCUCCUGAGGCGGGUCACUCAACUGUCGCCGGCGCGGCUAUGACUGUAGAGCAGCUGCCAUCAUCAUUGAAAGGGGUCGUGCAGAGCACGAAGUGGCCAAAAAAUAGCUCAGCUUAGCCGGUGAAAUUUACGCUGGUGGCGCUCACCUGCUGUCCUUUUGUGCUGGCCGUGCAAGUGUCGUUCCCACACGACGGUGACACGCCUAUCAAAUAACCAGAGUGACAGCGGCAACCUCGUUCUAGGAUCAUACUGGCAAAGGAAACGCUUUUCUCUUGACAUCCAUUGCUUUUCGACAGUGGCUCCUUCGUAAUUCCAGAAAUUUCUUUGUCCUGUAAGUGUACGGUCUAACUGCAAACAAUAGCAGCCAUUCGUCUACACUGGACGCCGCAAGCGUACCUUUUUGGCCGAUAAGUCUCAGUUAUCUACGCCUGUGUGACGAGACUUUGCCUUCUGACUUUGUGCUUCACUAAAAACAGACACUGCAAUCGUGUCAAGCAAGCACCACACGAACUCUGUAGCAGCUCGGUCGGCGAAACAUCAAUAGUUCCCUCGAAUGCGGACAGGACCAUCUAAUCACAAGCCACACUUAGUGUGUAGUUUCAACAUACAAGUUCUCGUUCUCUUAACUCUUAAAGGACUUCUUCUGAGAGUACCGUGUAUUCGGGUUAUGUCACACGUCAUGCCAGCAGGGAGUCCGGCAGCCUUCUGUCAAACCGGCGUCAUGCUACCAGCAACAUUUGCGUGGGCGAGAUGGCAGUGUCACGCGGGACAUGGAUAUGGUUUUAUUACGGCUGAGGAUGGAACAGACUUGUUCGUUCAUCAGUCGGAGAUAAGAGCAGAGGGAUUUCGUAACCUCGCUGAAGGCGAACAGGUAGAAUUCGUCAUCCAAACCGGAAAUGAUGGCCGUAAGAAGGCAGUGAAUGUCACCGGUCCAAAUGGCUCCUACGUUCAAGGUGAGAAUCGACGACAAGAAGGACGCUUCGGUGGGAACGGAGAGGGUUACGGCGGUGAGUACGACCGUCGCGGAGGGGGAGCAAGCAGUGGCUAUGGUGGCCGUGGCUACGGAGGAGGCUACGAACAAGACCGACACAGUGGAGGCGACUACGGUGGCGGCUCCUACUGAGUGUCUGAACGUUGAAGACGUGAAGCCGCCGUGGUGGGAGGGUGUCUGGCCCGCAACGGGGUCGAGCCACCGUCCUGAACGGAACUCCCUUGUGCAGUUGUCCUCCUGUUGCUGUUCAUCGCGUCAUUCCUUAGUCAUUCAACACACGAGAGAGCACCAUGUCGACUGGAAACUGCAUUCCGUUAGUCAUAAAUAUGCUGAGUCACAUGUCUGGAGCUUUGAGUUUCAUUUCACGAAUCUGUGUCCCCGCAUCUUCCCAAACGAGCUCCUCCCUGUAUCAUGAUCGCUGUAGACAUACAGUGUGCAUUACUCAACGUGAUCUAUGAUUGUCUUGAGAUGAUUCUUUCGUCCAAGAGGGUUGGUUCAGCCUGCUGCAAGUGACCGAGAACCACGCACAGCGCCACGAGGAAGCCGUUUUCUGUAGAACCGAUUUGAGUUGUGUUUCGUUCAUUCUAUGCACAUGAAACUUUGUUCUUGAGCUAGAAAGUGUGAGGCACAUUUUUAUUGUGUGCCCUGGCUGAAGAAGGACUAGGCAAACCACAUGGACUGAUUGGAAACGUGCACGUUGAACGCAGUCUCUACCUCUUGGUGGUCGCGAGCUUUUAUGGAGGGGCAUAACAGUUGUAGAAGAGGCAUCCGCAGGCAAACGACUGGUGAAAACGCUCGCGAUUUCCUGAUUUGGUAAAGAGUUACCGGGGGUACACUUGUCAGAGAGCACGUUUCGUCGUCCCACCAAUGUUUUUGCACCAUUUCACUCCCCAAAAUGGCUAAAAAUGCACAUUGGACUGGUUAACGAUGCGAACAGUGACUUGGCAGAGUCUGUCUGAGUCUCCACAAUU
This is a messenger RNA of Toxoplasma gondii ME49, 2194 nucleotides long. RefSeq names its product cold-shock DNA-binding domain-containing protein. Gene Ontology annotation, molecular function: nucleic acid binding. Lineage: Eukaryota; Apicomplexa; Conoidasida; Eucoccidiorida; Sarcocystidae. The transcript has 4 exons. Bases 786 to 1355 code for a protein of 189 amino acids. The record is from RefSeq and is a predicted model, not a curated record.